Mesocestoides corti is the source of this 294-nucleotide messenger RNA. The record is from the annotation of a GenBank genome assembly. NCBI's taxonomy places the organism in Eukaryota, Metazoa, Platyhelminthes, Cestoda, Cyclophyllidea, Mesocestoididae.
AUGCUUGUAUCGCUUUUGUUCUUUAAAUCCACCACGAUAACCAAAAACAGGCAGUACAAAUACGCAAGAAGUCCACGCAGUUACUCGGGUGAGUUGGUGAUAAUGGUGCGUUCACAAAUUGCAACGAUGCUUCCCAUUCGCGACAUCCUGCUGCCCACGCCAACUGGCAGUGGAUCGGAGGUCAGCGUCCAUCCGGGACCGGUCCUUUUCAGUGGAAUCGUCGAGAAAACACCCAUCGGCCUGGAACAACUCUAUGCCGCGGACGUCUCGCGUUACCACGUCUUCAAGCGCUAG